Molecule: messenger RNA, 772 nt
Organism: Cololabis saira (Pacific saury)
Lineage: Eukaryota; Metazoa; Chordata; Actinopteri; Beloniformes; Belonidae
Gene: pdrg1
Product: p53 and DNA-damage regulated 1
Exons: 5
Coding region: 26-424 (132 amino acids)
Biological process (GO): protein folding
Cellular component (GO): prefoldin complex
Source: RefSeq, a predicted model, not a curated record
CGUAUUUUCGUGUGAAGCCAGCGCCAUGGACGCCGAGUCGCAGCGUGUUCUGGAGUUUUUAACAUCGAUAGAAGAAGCAGCGGAGGAUGUUCUGUCCUCCAAACAACAGAUUGUGGAUCUGGACUCGAAGAGAAACAGGAACAGGGAGGCGCUGAGCGCGCUCAAGCACGAGAUGUCAGAUUCGGAGAAGGUGAAGGUUUGCUUUGGGAACAUGUUCAUCAAAUUCCCCAAAUCCAAAACCAGCGAGAUGAUCCAGAGGGACCAGGAGCAGCUGGAUAAGGAAAUAAAUGACCUUCGCAAGGGACUGAAAGCCAAAGUCAAUCGUCUCAACGAAAUGCAAGGAAAACCUGAGCUGAGAGGCUACAAUCUGUCUCCACUGUCCAGUGAUGAAAUCAGAGCGAUCAACAGCCUUCUGAAGAGAUGACCUGGACCCUUUGCUCAAUCACGACACGCUCGGAGAAGAACAGAAUGUAUAUUUCAUGGAAGGCAAAUUAACGUGGUAUGAUUAAUGUCGCUGCUCUCAGCUGCUCACCAACAUCUUUCAGACCCUUGAUAAGAAACUUUAAAGCAACAUCUGUAGCAGCUGCAUGAGCAGCUUUAUCACUGGUGUUGAGUUGGGUCACUGGGAUGAGGGUGCUGAGCUCUUACAGCAGCUACAAAUGUUCCGUUUGUGCCGUUUCCAGUUGCCACCACUGUAUUGUAGUUUGCUGCUGAGAAGCACAUUUCAGGAGAUCUCUUGUAAUUUGUUAUAAUAAAUGUACAGUUUUGUGAA